Coccomyxa subellipsoidea C-169 is the source of this 174-nucleotide messenger RNA. RefSeq lists its product as hypothetical. The record is from RefSeq and is a predicted model, not a curated record. NCBI's taxonomy places the organism in Eukaryota, Viridiplantae, Chlorophyta, Trebouxiophyceae, Coccomyxaceae. The annotation marks the transcript as partial. The transcript has a single exon.
ACCGCAAUGCUUCGCCCUGGACCGCAUACCUGGGCCGGGUACAGUGGGCCCUGGAUUGAAAACGUGUUCUUCAGCGAGUGGGGGAUUCGCAAACCCCAAAUGUCUCGCAUCUACCUGCCCGUUGCUUGGACCGACUGCAUGCACAACAAUAGCCUGAGAGAUCAGAUGCAGCAG